CAUGAAACCUCUCAUGCUAGGGUGCAAUCUCAUUGCUGCGUACGCCGCACUCCAACAACCGACAGCAGACCCGCGCACGUCAGAGCAGGACAGGUUCAGACGCGAGUCUCCCGCCAAGGAGACCCUGCCUGGGCUCCUCGUGUGGGGCGGCUCCAUCUUGAAGUAUGCGUUGUACGCGCUAUUCUCAGCGGAAGCCACCCUUCUCAUCUUUACAUGCGGACCGUGCCCCGCAUUCGUGUUCCUCCUUCCCGCGAACCUCGCGCAGCGACUAACGGCUGUCGGGAUGCGUCUGCACCCGACAUCCUAUUUCACACUCGGGCACCUGCUUAUGUGCGCAGGCGCAGCCGUACGCGCGCGGUGCUACCGCCGCCUCGGCGCCCGCUUCACAUUUCGGCUCGCGCUGCUGGACGACCACAAACUCGAGACGCACGGACCGUACGCCGUCGUGCGCCAUCCCGCUUACGGCGGCGCGCUCGCUUUCAUCGUCGGCACGUACAUGUGCGUGCGCGACCGCGCGUCGCUCCUCGGUGCGCUCGGCGUGUGGAGCACACCGUGGGGCUCAGCGCUGCGCUUUUCCGGGGUCGUGCUCGCCGUCCUGGCGGCGUUUGCAUUUGUCGAUCGCGCACGCGUGGAGGACGAGGUGCUGAGGCGCAAGUUCGGACAACAAUGGGUAGAUUGGGCGAGGAAGACUCCCUACAAGCUCAUACCGUUCAUUCUGUGAUAGUACGGGCCGUCGCUUAUGUAGUGGC
Phanerochaete carnosa HHB-10118-sp is the source of this 749-nucleotide messenger RNA. RefSeq lists its product as uncharacterized. The transcript is spliced from 2 exons. The record is from RefSeq and is a predicted model, not a curated record. The annotation marks the transcript as partial. Lineage: Eukaryota; Fungi; Basidiomycota; Agaricomycetes; Polyporales; Phanerochaetaceae. Gene Ontology annotation, biological process: C-terminal protein methylation. Gene Ontology annotation, cellular component: membrane. Gene Ontology annotation, molecular function: protein C-terminal S-isoprenylcysteine carboxyl O-methyltransferase activity.